Molecule: messenger RNA, 5481 nt
Organism: Sardina pilchardus (European sardine)
Lineage: Eukaryota; Metazoa; Chordata; Actinopteri; Clupeiformes; Clupeidae
Gene: col16a1
Product: collagen, type XVI, alpha 1
Exons: 69
Coding region: 195-4967 (1590 amino acids)
Cellular component (GO): extracellular matrix
Source: RefSeq, a predicted model, not a curated record
UGGACAAGGAGAACACCAGGACUGUUGCUUUCCUCCCGCAAGAAAACCUCAAGGAUUGCCGUCGUGAGACUGUGGAUUACAGCAAGAUUGCGCGCACAUCAAAUCAUCUGUGCUUUGGGAGAUAAUCGUUGGAUUCAUGUGGUCUUAACCUGAAGGAGCUAUCGAUUGUUUUAGGUGGAACUCUGGGAGUAGUCAUGUGGCUGCUGCUGCUGUUUCCUCUCUGCUUGAGCUGCUCAAGUGCUCAAGUGUUGUCCACUGAGGAUGUGGGCUGCCCGACUCUGCAGGUGGAGUCCUGGAAGUUUCCUCAGACCGCCAGGGACAACAUCACUGGGUUUAACCUGGUGCGGCGCUUUGGCCUGGCGAAGAACUCCGAGGUGAAGAAGAUCCGCAACCCUCGAGGACCCGCCAUCUUGCGCCUGGGAAAGGUGUCUCUCACUCAGCCAACCGAUCUGGUCCUGCCCCAUGGGCUGCCUGAGGAGUUCACUCUGGUCAUCACUCUGCUGUUGAAGAGGAAGGCGCUGAAGGAGAAUAUUUACCUCUUCCAGAUCACCGACGAACAAGGAUACCCCCAGUUCUCGUUGGACCUGAGUGGCCCCGAGGGCACCCUGACUCUGCGUGCACGCGGCUCGACCCCCGAGAGCCCGCCGGCCGAGUGUGUGUUCAGCGGCGAGGGCAUCGAGUCGCUGCUGGACCUGCGCUGGCACAAGCUGGCCCUGAGCGUCCAGAGAGACGCCGCUGCCCUCCACGUGGACUGCGGCUCCAUCGUGACCAAACCCCUGGAGCCCCGCGGGCCUCUCCCCACCAACGGCAACACCCUGCUGGCCAUCAGGGCGGACGACGCAGCCCCCGUGGAGAUUGAUAUCCAACAAGUAAUGUUGUACUGCGAUCCAGCUCUCGCCAUUCAGGAAGCCUGCUGUGAGAUCCCCGGGGCGCGGUGUCCCCCUGAUGCCCCCAAGAGCCGGCGUGCAGCAGAGACCGACCCAGAUGGAAACCUGGUGGAGCUAAAUCCCUUUAAUCAGGCCCUCCUUGGCAAAGAGCUGGCUGAGAAGUGUGCAGGCUGCAUAUUGAUUAGUGAGGAACAGAGUGUCAGAGGAAGAAAGUCAGGGCUCUCUUCUCAAUCAGACCUUAGUGGCAUGAAAGGAGAGAAGGGAGAAAAGGGUCUGGAUUGUGCUGGAUCUGGGCCUCUCGGUUCAUGUACUGAAGGACCCAGGGGCCAGAAGGGAGAGAAGGGCGAGUCAGGGCUACCUGUGAACUGGGCGGAUGGCCUUGGUCCAAGGGGAGAAAAAGGAGAGAAAGGGGAGAUUGGUACUCAGGGCUCACCUGGCCGUGCCGGCAGAGAUGGGCGAGCCGGAUCUAUUUGUCUGAUUGGACCGAAAGGUGUAAAGGGUACUCGUGGAGAGGUGGGGCCGGAGGGGUUGGCGGGAGAACCGGGGCUCCCUGGGAAGCCUGGUCUGCCCGGAUACGGAAAGCCAGGACCACCGGGGCCGCCUGGAGGACCGCCAGGUUCCAAAGGAGACCAAGGGGAUCCUGGGAUACCUGGGAAAGACGCAGAGCCUGGAGAUCCAGGGCCAAGAGGACCGGGGGGAGCCAAGGGCGAGAAGGGAGACUCCUGUGGUCCAUGCCCCACAGCCUCUGUAGGUGACGGGGCGUCGGGGACGGUCCAGCUGAUGCCGGGCCCUAAGGGGGAGGCAGGAGCCCCAGGGAUCGGAGAGCGCGGACUGGAGGGGCCAGCAGGAGUGGAUGGCAGUCCAGGAGAGAAGGGAGAGGCAGGAUCAUCUGGUGUGAAGGGAGAGAAGGGUGAUCCAUGUGCUGUAUGCCCUACCCUGGGUGAGCUUCCCUCUGGAAUCCCCGCAGUGGCAUCCCAAACCGGGACGGCUCCGAAAGGACAGAAGGGAGAGGAGGGUGAAGCAGGCAAGAAAGGAGCUGAUGGGAAACCAGGGAGGGCUGGACCCAGGGGACCUGCUGGGAAGGAAGGACAGCGAGGGCCAAAGGGAGAUAUCGGGAUACCAGGCUUUGGCGCUACAGGCCCCAAAGGCGAAAAGGGUGAUUCCUGUGGUGUCUGUUCAUCCCCCUCUGAAGUGGGGAGUCACUCCACCAUCAAGGUGGCCGAUACCGAGGGCAAACAGGGUCCGCCAGGCCUGGCUGGAGGUAAAGGCGAGAAGGGUGACCAGGGAUUGCAGGGAGACCCUGGCACCAGCGGGACUCCCGGUGUGCCAGGGCUGCCAGGGGAAGACGGGCAAGACGGCACAGCUGGCAUGAAGGGAGAGAAGGGAGACGCUUGUGACAGCUGUCCAUCACUCCCUGAGGGGCUGACGGACGUGGUGGGCGUGCCCGGAGCUAAAGGGGAGAGAGGGGAGCCAGGAGCACCUGGAGUGGGCAAACCAGGGAAACACGGUCAGCCAGGCCUUCCUGGGGUGCAGGGGCCUCCAGGGCCUAAAGGAAUGCAGGGUGACCCAGGGCCUGCUGCUGUUGGACUUCCUGGACCACAGGGCAUAGAGGGUCCUCGGGGUCCUCCUGGUGUCCUAGGUCUGACUGGACCAGCUGGAGCCCCUGGAUCAAUCGGGCCUCAGGGAGAGAAGGGCAAGAAGGGGGAUAUGGGACCUGCAGGACUUCCAGGUCCAGUGGCUGUUGGACCAAUGGGACCUCCGGGCAAAGCAGGCAACCCUGGUCAUCCAGGCAUCCCUGGACAAGAUGGCCAACCUGGAACUAAUGGAGCUAGAGGCGAAAAGGGAAUGCCAGGAGAUUGCAACUGUUUACCACAAGUUUACACCACAGCUGGUGGACCAGGGGCACCAGGAGUGAGUCCAGGCGCGAAUGCAUUACAGCCUGGUCCUCAGGGCCUCCCGGGUCCUCCGGGACCUCCAGGUCCUCCUGGGCCCCAAGGCUUCAGAGGCAUCCCAGGACCACAGGGUAUCCCUGGCAACGAUGGCCUACCAGGGAAAUCGGGCCUGCCCGGCACCGUACCUCCUGUGGGGAUCCCUCUGCCUCAGCAUCUCUCCAAAGAUCCCAAUGAGCCCUGUGAAGACUGCUCGCAGGGCCUGCCUGGUGUGCCAGGGGGUGCUGGUACCAAGGGCGACAAGGGGGAGAAGGGGGAUCAGGGGAGACCAGGCAUCACGGAGGCAGACGACUGUGCGCGGUGCCACAAGAGGCCACAAGGAGAAGAGCCCGCUCAGGAAGCUGUGAAUCCCACCACGACAGGUGCUGGAGGUGGCUGUGCAGGUGCAGCCGGCUCACCUGGCCCCGCGGGACAUCCAGGCGAAAUGGGUCCUCCAGGUCAGAGGGGCUUCGCUGGCCCUCCGGGUGCCGUGGGUCCUCCAGGCUUUCCCGGUCCACAGGGUUCUUCUGGCCUUCCUGGCAUGCAAGGAGAGAGGGGAUCACCAGGCCCACCCGGACUAAAGGGGGAACAGGGGAAAUCAGGAAAUCCUGGAUACCCAGGAACCAUGGGCGGCCCUGGACUACCAGGACUGAAAGGAGAACGCGGUUCCCCCGGCAACAAUGGGGAAAAGGGUGAAUCAGGACCACCAGGGAUGCCAGGUUACCAAGGGAAACAAGGACUUCCUGGGCCCAAGGGUGAGGCUGGUUCUUCUGGACCUGUAGGACCCAAGGGAGAACAGGGCUUCACAGGACAACCUGGCUUCCCAGGACAGCAGGGAGCUCCAGGCUUCGCAGGGAAAGCAGGGCCCCCUGGUCCCGCUGGGCCCAAGGCAGAGAAGGGUGAGACUGGUCUUCCUGGGCAGCAGGGGUCAGCUGGCCCCCCUGGUCGCCAGGGCCCUCCAGGCAUGCCGGGACCUCCAGGUAUGGAAGGCAACGACGGGAACGCUGGAAAGCCCGGACAAAGAGGAGAUACUGGUCCUCCUGGUCCCAUUGGUCCCAGAGGAAUCCCGGGUUUCAAAGGCAUCAAGGGUCAUCAUGGAUUGCCAGGACCGAAGGGAGAUUGUGGCCCCCAGGGUCCUCCUGGAGCGGCAGGCAAACCUGGCAUGGAGGGUGAUGCUGGUACACCAGGGCCACAGGGUCCCCCAGGUGCUCCCGGACAUCUUGGGGCUACCGGACCUGCAGGACCUCCCGGACCCAGUGGCCUGGCCGGAGUGGGUGUGAAGGGAGACAAGGGGGAACAGGGAGACAGAGGCCUGGGAGGACUUCCUGGACCACCAGGGGCGCCAGGACACCCAGGAAUGAUGGGAGAAUCAGGAAGUGAUGGGGCCCAGGGAAAAGACGGAAUUCCAGGAUUGCCUGGAAACAAUGGAGAACCAGGACACAAGGGUGAGGCAGGGGCCCCCGGCCAGAGGGGAUCCCCAGGAGAGCGUGGCCCCCCGGGGCCCCCUGGUGGCGGCGGCGGCUACGGCUCCAAGAAGGGCGGGGAUGUGAUGGGACCCAUGGGGCCGCGUGGCGAGAGGGGGUCGGCAGGGCAACCAGGGCAACCCGGGUCGCCAGGACCCGCUGGGCAUCCAGGCAAUGACGCGGUGGUCAACUAUGAUGACAUCAGGAGUUACAUAAGGCAACAGGUCAUCAAAAUCUUCGAUGAGCGCAUGGCGUACUACAUGUCCCGCAUGCAGACGCCCGUCGAGGUCUCGUCUCCCGGACGACCAGGGCCCCCCGGCAAGGACGGAAAUCCCGGUCUGCCAGGACAGCAAGGGUUGCCAGGGCGCCCGGGGCAGAUUGGCCGAGAGGGCCGUUCAGGGCCGAUGGGUCCGCCAGGGGCAGCUGGACCAAGGGGAGAGAAGGGGGACAAGGGAGCUGGGGAGAUGGGUGACUCUGGCCCCCCCGGUGCCCCAGGUGUUCCGGGGCCUCCAGGUUACGGGAAGAUGGGCCCCGCAGGUCAGAUGGGACAGCAGGGUAUCCCAGGGAUACCAGGAUCGCCUGGGCAGCCGGGGUCAAGGGGCAAGGAGGGCCGCUGCAACCCGUCCGACUGCAUGAGCAUGCCCGUGGAGUACAGCCCCAAGGGGCCCCCCGUUAAAGGGCACUGGUAGAGGAGGAGCAGGGAGCGAGGGAGCGAGAGAGAAGGAGAGAGAGAAAGAGAGAUGGAUGAAGGGGAGGGAGAGAGAGGGUGGGAGGGAGAUGUUAUAACAGUUACAAACGGGAGAGUUUUUACAGCAAGACAAGCACACUUGCAGUUGAGUUUGCAAAAGUGAAAACAAACAAACAAACAAAAACCAGAAAGAAACUUCCGGAAAAGCAGUCAUUUACCCCCUGUGUUGCGUUACUCAAGCUACUGCACCGUAGUGCCAACCACUCACUAAGCUUGUCUGAGCCGCUCGCAGUGGAACCCCUCAGCUAGGAACGCCCCACUGCCGAAACGCCAUGUUUGCUUCAAAGCCUGUCUGAACGGACGCUCCUCUCUCAAACUCGCCUCUUUUCCAGUCUCAUCAGCGUCUCCUCGUUUGCAUCUUCUAAUCAGUCGCCCUGUUCUUUGCUGAAGAGGCUGGGCGGAAGAAGAGAUUACGGACUAGACUCUUUUAUCUCCAUUUUUUUUCUCUUUCAAAC